Messenger RNA from Cuscuta campestris, 940 nucleotides. The record is from the annotation of a GenBank genome assembly. Lineage: Eukaryota; Viridiplantae; Streptophyta; Magnoliopsida; Solanales; Convolvulaceae.
GAUCUGUGUUUAAAGAUAGAAAUUGGUACGGGUGAGCAGGAAGGAGGACUUUAUUACUUCAAGAGCCUGAAAAGAAGAUGGUGUGCAGUGCGAAGAAGGAGAGAAGUACAAAUGAGGUUAGCUCUUAUGAUGAAGAUGAAGAACUGCGGACGGAAGACCAGAUGGACCGUUCCAGGAGGGACGGUCAACCGGAGGAAAGCGGUAGAGCAGACAGGCUACAGACGAUCAACCUGAUGGACCGUUUGGAUGUCCGCGGUCGACCGUCCGAGAGGCAAAAUGACAGGUUCCUGAGAGAUGACCAAACGGUCGACCUAGUGGACCGUCCUGAUAUCCACGGUCGACCAUCCGCGAGGCAAAAUGACGUUUCUUUGAGAGAUGAUCAAACGGUCGACCGUGAUGUGGAAGACGGUCGACCGUCUCCGAGGCAGAAAGUUAGCGAUCCGGAACAGCUUCAGACGGCUGACCCUGUGGACCGCUCCACGGACAGCGGUCGACCGUCCUCUUCCCUUCAGGCGGUGGAGAACUUGGAACGUGGUCAGCGUGAGAAACGUCCAAAUAUCUGCUUCGGCUAUCACAUCUCCACCGAGAUCACGAGGACAAACGUGUUGGCAACCCUCUCCUUAAGUUCUGGUUCAUCUCUUGGACGUUACGAUCUGUUUGGCAUUGAAGAUCUCCUCUUUCAUGUAGAUCACAACCUUCUUCACGCAUGGGAAGCUCUGGGACGCGACGUGAAUGCUCUACAUUAGUGUAUAUUCUUUGUUUUUCCUCUCGAUUGUUCCCAGUAAUUCCUAGGGACCUGCUGCGUUUUAUAGGCUUCUCUUAACACAAUUCUAGUAGGAAUAAGUUAGUGGAAGUUGGCUUGAAUUCAACUUUCUUAAUCUUGAUCCACAAGUAGCCUAAAGAGUUGUGGUUCCUUAAUAAAUACAGCUGGAGUUAUUAU